Lodderomyces beijingensis is the source of this 4272-nucleotide messenger RNA. The record is from the annotation of a GenBank genome assembly. NCBI's taxonomy places the organism in Eukaryota, Fungi, Ascomycota, Pichiomycetes, Serinales, Debaryomycetaceae.
AUGUCUGCAGAAGAGCCGGAAAUCGACAACAGACUCGAUGAACAAUCACAGUCAGAGGGAGAGGGGGAUGACUUGAGAAACGAGUCCGCGACAGACUCCUCGGAGGAGGAUGACGACGAGGAGGAUGAAGAGGCCAUACAAAAAGUCAGAGAAGGGUUCAUCGUGGACGACGAGGAAGAUGCUGUCGAGACAACAAGACGAAAGAAACACAGGAAAAGAAGAAGAGAACGGGAAAGAGAAAGAGAAGAGGCCGAUGCGUUGGACGAAGAUGAUCUUGAGCUACUUCGAGAAAACAGAGGAGAAAAACCAUCGCGCCUGCAAAAGUUUAAGCGUUUGAAGCGUAGACAUGAACCCGAGGAGGCGCAAGACGGCGGAGACUUUGGCGCAGCAGAAGAGAAUCGCGAGGAGCACUUCAGAAAAGGGUUGCACAAUAUGUUCUCCGAGGAUGAAAACAGCGAAGGCGAAGACCUUGACGAUGUCGAUGGCAUUCCCCAAGAUGAUGUCGACGAUUUCAUCGAGCUGGAAGAUGACUCCGACGUCGAUGCCGAGACCAGAGCUGAAAAGAAAAGAGAGAAACAGAGACAACGACAAAGAGAACGGAAGUUGGAUACUUCCAAGUUAACCGACGUUGACAGGAAAAGUCUCGAGGAGCUUUUUGAGGUGUUUGGCAAUGGGGAAGAAUACGCAUGGGCGUUGGAGGCGCAAGCUGAGGCAAUGGACGACGAGGGUGAAAAGGAAGAGCCCACGACUUUGGAAGCGGUGUUUGAAAACUCCGAGUUGAAAGAGCGAAUGUUGACCGAAGAGGACAACUUGGUGAGAAUCAUUGAUGUUCCAGAACGAUACCAGAGAUACCGAAGCGCCUUGACCUAUAUCGACUUGGACGACGAAGAGCUAGAUCGGGAAAAGGAAUGGGUGGCCGAUAUUGUUUUUAAUGAGAAGCGAGGAUCUUUUAACGAGUACGAGAAGGAAUUCAAGCAAGCCGUGAGCGAAGUUGUCGAGCUCGUGGCACGCCAGUCUUUUGAGGUCCCCUUCAUUUGGGCCAAUAGAAGAGAUGCCACGUUAUUCUUUGACACGAGUCCCGAGUCCGAGAGAGAACAAGUUGUCAGACUUUUGUACGAAGAGGACUUGUGGAGAAUUGUUCAAUUGGACUUGGAAUACCAUUCCUUGUACGAAAAGAGGUUAAACAUCGAAAAGAUGAUUGAAAAAGCCGGCAUUGAAGACGAUUUGACAAAAGAUAUCAGGUCAUUGAACACCAUGGUUGCCGUGCAGGACAUUUAUGAUUACAUCCAGUUCAACUUUACCAAGGAGAUACGGGAAUCCGAAACAGCCGAAAGUGAAGAAAAAGAAACGAAAGAGGGCAAGGGCAAAAAACACUCUAAAUUUGCAACAUUUGAACGUAUUAGGUCCAACAUUUUGUACGAUGGGGUCAAGGCUUAUGGAAUCUCCGCUAAAGAUUUCGGCGAGAAUGUGCAGCACCAAAGUUUGAAUGGUUUCGCUACUGAUUUCAGACUUCAUGCCACCGAUGACCCGAUGGAUACUCCCGAGGCCAUCGUUGAGGCUUUAACUGAUGAUGUUGACGUGAUUUUCAAGGACAAGAGAACCGCGAGAGAUGCCAUCCGGAAAACUUUUGCCGAGGAAAUCUUCCACAACCCCAAAAUCAGACAAGAAGUAAGAUCGGUUUACAAGUUGUAUGCAUCGGUGGGAAUUGCUUUAACCGAUAAGGGUAGAACAGCUAUCGAUAACUACAGCCCUUACGCUGACAUCAAGUACGCCAUCAACAGAACCCCUGCCGAUCUUGUCCAACACCCGGAUCAGUUCUUGAGAAUGCUAGAGGCCGAGGAGAAAGGUCUUGCGGUCGUUACAGUGGAAACUGAACAUUUCGAGAGUUGGUUCGACAGUAUCUUUAAAUGUUUGAAAUCUGAUGGGUUUUCAGACAUUUCCGAUGCCUGGAACAAGGAGCGCGAGCACGUUUUGCGGAUGGCGUUCCAGAGAUUGUGCAGUAUGGUGGCAGCCAACACCAAGGAGGACUUGCGUCGCGAGUGCCAGAGGCUUAUUGCACGUGAAGUGAAGAAACGGUUUGCUGCAAAGUUGGACCAAGCGCCUUUCAAGCCAGAAGGAUUUGAUAAGGGCACUGUCCCUAGUGUGUUGUCGUUAACUUUCGGUCGCGGUGAGUACGAUAGUGCCGUGGUUGGCGCACUCGUGAAGGACUCGGGCCAGGCACGAGAUUUUUUCAAAUCGUCCAAUAACCCCUCGUCCAGUCGAGAAAACGAAGAAGCUUUUGAAGGCGAGUUGAAGGAGUUUUUUGACAGAAACUUGGCGAAUGAUAGGCCAGAUGUGAUUAUAGUAUCCGGGUUCAAUGCUAACACCAAGAAAUUGUACGACAUUGUCAAAAACUUUGUGCAAAACCACGGAGUCAUUGUAAACACCGAGGGAGUUGUGUUUCGGGACGGGGAAGAGCCACCGUUGUUGAAGACUAUUUGGGGACAGGACGAAACCGCGAGGUUAUACCAAAACUCCGAGAGAGCACGUCUCGCGUACCCAGAGAAGCCCCCGUUGGUGAGGUAUGCCAUUGGAGUAGCAAAAUACGCUCAAAACCCAUUGCUUGAAUAUAUCUCGAUGGGCGACGAUAUCUUGUCGCUUGCAUUCCACCGCGACCAGAAGUAUAUCCCUAAGGAUAUGGUGAAGGAUGCGUUGGAGUCGGCUUAUGUCGACGCCGUUAAUUCGAUCGGGGUAGACAUCAAUGCCGCCAUGCGCGACCCAUAUCUUGCGCAAAUGUUGCAGUACGUUGCUGGUUUCGGUCCUCGUAAAGCAUCGGGCUUGUUCAGAAACAUGGAAAGCAAGUUGAUACCGGGAUUGGCCACUAGGCAAGACUUAAUUGAGUUGGAAUUGACCCCCUUGAACAUUUUCCAAAACUGUGCAUCUUUUUUGAAAAUCCCGUACGACGAAGGUGCAACUGUUAGCGCAUCAUCGAUUGAGCUUUUGGACGCGACUAGAAUCCACCCCGAGGACUACAACUUGGCGUUGAAACUUGCUGCCGAUGUGCUUGAACUAGACGAAGAAGAUAUCGACGAAGAGGUGAUUGCCAAGUUCAACGCCAAGAAAGAUGAAAAGCAACACGACAUUGCUCGUUUGGGGUUGAACGAUUACGGAAGACAGUUGGAGCGGGACAUUGGCAAAAAGAAGUACGCGACGCUUCGGAUGAUUGUGCGUGAGUUGGUUAACAAUUAUGAGGAGAUUAGAGGUUCUUUUAAGAUAUUAUCUGACCAUGAGGCAUUCAACUUGUUGACGGGCGAGACGCUGCGAUCAUUUGGCAGGGACGCAAUAGUGCCAGUCACUAUUGUCAAAUUGGGCAAGAAUUUCGAAGACCCAAGUUCAGAAGUACGCUGGGCCAAAGUGGUGACUUCAUCGUUGAUUCUGGGCAACAUCCCCAGAGACCGGUUAAGGAGAGACCUUGAAGUGGAGCAAGGCAAAUCGUAUCAAGCUGUUGUCUUGGAGGUGUUUUACGACGCUUUUACCGCCGACUUGAGCUUGAUCCCUGAAGACAUUAAGCGUGCAUCGACGCCGCGAAUACACAAGGAGCAAGGCAAAUGGGAUUUCCGAGCCGAGGAGGAAGACUGGAAGAAAGAGCACGAAAAGGAAAAAGCCAAAAAGGCACUCACGAGGAACAUCCAACACCCAUUGUACCGCAACUUCAACUACAAGCAAGCCGAAGAGUAUUUGGCACCUCAAAGCUUGGGCGAUUGUGUUAUUCGUCCCUCAUCUAAAGGUCCCGAGUAUCUCACAAUAACAUGGAAAGUGGGCAACAACUUGUUCCAGCAUUUGCUCAUGGAGGAGCGCCGGAGAGGCGGCAAGACAUACAUUGUUGAAGGGAAAACCUACAGCGAUCUUGAUCAAGUUAUCGUGCAGCAUAUACAAGCCAUAUCACGCAAAGUUGAUGAUUUGGUGCGCAGUCCCAAAUUCAAAGAAGGAACGCUUGCCGAGGUCAACGACUGGUUGGAAUCGUACACCAAGGCAAAUCCAAAGAAUUCCGCGUACGUCUUUUGCUACGACCACAAGAUCCCGGGCAGUUUCUUGCUUUUGUUCAAGGUGAACAUCACCACGCCUAUUAUCACCUGGCACGUGCGCACCAUCACCGAUGGUUAUGUCUUGAAAGGUCUUACAUAUAACUCGGUGAUGAAUUUAUGCAACGGCUUUAAACAAACAUUCAAGACUUUGCAGCAGCAAAAGAGUAAACCAGCUCCCCAGUAUAACAACUACGGCUACAACUAUUGA